Fusarium vanettenii 77-13-4 is the source of this 435-nucleotide messenger RNA. RefSeq lists its product as uncharacterized. The record is from RefSeq and is a predicted model, not a curated record. Lineage: Eukaryota; Fungi; Ascomycota; Sordariomycetes; Hypocreales; Nectriaceae. The transcript has 2 exons. The coding region runs from base 1 to 435 and encodes 144 amino acids.
AUGGACGGGUCCAACAGGAAUACCCCUACCAUACAGCAGCCGAUGGCUCAGCGCCAGGCUGGCGAAGACAAUCCAAGGGGGUUGCAGCAAGAGAGGCAAACAGCUACGCCACCCGUCGGCAUAGCUGCAGGACCAGGAGUCCUAGGUCACACGAACGUGGAAGACCUCGAACAGCUAAUCCGAGAGAGUAGGGAGCAGCUUACAACCCCUAUCACGGAUACCCUCCCGACGACUCCGCGAGAAUACAGAGGCCACUCUUCGAGACACUCAGAAGAGAUCACUCACCUACUAGAUAGACUACUACAGCAGAACCAGAUACUAAUACAACUCAUUGAUCGUCCGGCGCCAGCUCACCGAAAAGACUACGAGAAGCCCCCGACGUAUAACUACAAGCACCUAGCUAAACAUACUAGUGCGGUUAAGGUCGAUGACUAG